Messenger RNA from Cydia amplana, 2044 nucleotides. It is a transcript of the gene Coq8, whose product is annotated as atypical kinase COQ8B, mitochondrial. Bases 179 to 2044 code for a protein of 621 amino acids. Lineage: Eukaryota; Metazoa; Arthropoda; Insecta; Lepidoptera; Tortricidae. Gene Ontology annotation, biological process: ubiquinone biosynthetic process. The transcript is spliced from 10 exons. The record is from RefSeq and is a predicted model, not a curated record.
UGUCAAUUACACAUUCAAAAUUGUCGUAGAAGAAGUAGCAAAAUUCCGAGUUUACUUUAAUAAUUUACCUAGUAAAUUAAGUUGGAGUUCUGUUAAUAUGUUAAAUUCAUCGACUUAAUUUUGUAAUAUUCAAUUAGUGCUUUGUCAUUUCUAUGAUUUGUGAUAGAAUUGCAAGGCAAUGUCCCACAUUAACGACCUAAUCGGCGUAGUACGGGGCCUGAGGUUAGUUGUGGAGGCCGGAGUCAAACUCCAGCGGGAAAAUGCUAGAAUCAUCUGGAAUAACUCCACCAUUAAGGCUUUCGCUCAAACCUGUCCAACUAACCCCAUAUCUAACAUCAAAGUUAGCCCGGACUUUGGCAAAGAGCUGUUUGACCGGGCUUCCAUUGUCGCUCAAGGGUUCCGACAGUAUGCAGUAAUGAAUGUCCCCAAUUUUACAACGAAUCCAGAGACUAAAGCUGCCAUGGAUCCAAAGUUGCAAGAGGAGAUAGAGGAGCUUAACCGGGAGUUCAACCGGACCUUUGAAAGUUUGGAAAAAGCUCAGUUACGAACGGAACAGCUGAAUGAUAGAAUUCAAGUUCCGUUAGAGAAUGUAACUGUGCGGAAGGUUGAGACUCGUACUCCUGAAAUCCUAACUGAAAUUAAGCCGAGCAGUGUGAGCAGUUCAGGAAAGCCAAAGCCGGUUGCCAAGAAAAAGAUUAGAGUAGCACUAAGCGAGAACUCAAAAGCCCGCGUAGUCCCAUCGUCCCGCCUCGGGCGAAUGUUCUCGUUCGGGUCGCUGGCCGCCGGGCUGGGGGUCGGCGCGGUGGCUCAGUACGCGCGCAACACCAUCCAGUCCGUCACGGGCAACACGGACGACUCCGCUAACGCGUUCCUGUCGACCGCCAACGCUGAGCGGAUUGUGGACACGCUGUGUAAAGUCAGAGGGGCGGCGCUGAAACUUGGGCAACUGCUGAGCAUCCAGGACGAGUCGGUGAUAUCUCCAGAGUUGCAGCGCAUAUUCGAGAGAGUGCGGCAGUCGGCAGACUUCAUGCCUGCCUGGCAAGUGGAACAGGUGAUGGCGGCCCAGUUAGGAGCGGAGUGGCGAACAAGAGUGCAGCAUUUUGAAGAUAAACCAUUUGCGGCCGCCUCUAUAGGCCAGGUACACCUGGCGGUACUGCACAACGGCAUGGAGGUGGCCAUAAAGGUGCAGUAUCCCGGCGUAGCGAAGGGCAUCAACAGCGACAUUGACAACCUCGUUGGCGUACUCAAGGUGUGGAACGUGUUCCCAAAGGGGAUGUUCAUAGACAACGUAGUUGAGGUGGCCAAGAAAGAGCUGGCUUGGGAGGUGGACUACCGCCGCGAGGCCGAAUGCACCAAACGGUUCAAGACUCUCCUAGCGCCCUACCCUGAGUACUUCGUGCCCGAUGUUGUAGACGAGCUCUGCGCGCAAGAAGUGAUAACGACCGAGCUAAUAGACGGCGUACCUCUAGACAAGUUCUUCGACGCUCCGUACGACACCCGGCACGACAUCGCUUACAAGAUCAUGCAGCUCUGCUUGCGGGAGAUGUUCGUGUUGCGCUGCAUGCAGACCGACCCCAACUGGGCCAAUUUCUUCUACAACCCCAACACUAAACAGGUGAUCCUCCUAGACUUCGGCGCGACCCGCGAGUACUCCAAAGAGUUCAUGGACCAGUACAUUGAGAUCAUUAAGGCGGCGUCCGACGGCGACCGCGGCGCCAUCUUGCGGAUGUCCAAGGAGAUGAAGUUCCUCACCGGAUACGAGUCCAAGAUAAUGGAAGAAACCCACGUGGACACGGUCAUGAUAAUGGGCGAAGUAUUCACCAGCACCUCAGGUGAGUUCGACUUCGGCACCCAACGCACCACCCGCCGGAUACAAGCGUUAGUCCCCACCAUACUGACGCACCGCCUCUGUCCGCCGCCCGAAGAAAUAUACUCGCUACACAGGAAAUUGUCUGGGGUGUUCCUGCUGUGUUCGAAGAUGAAAAUUAGGAUGAAUUGUAGGGAUAUGUUCCAGGAGAUAUAUGAGCAGUAUAAGGAUAGGUAA